This is a messenger RNA of Coffea arabica (coffee), 6059 nucleotides long. RefSeq lists its product as uncharacterized. The record is from RefSeq and is a predicted model, not a curated record. NCBI's taxonomy places the organism in Eukaryota, Viridiplantae, Streptophyta, Magnoliopsida, Gentianales, Rubiaceae.
AUUAAUUCUGAAAGGUGAGGACAUAUCUGUCAGAUAAAAUCAUUCUCUACUUUUCUCCCUCCCACUCCUCCUUUCCUCAGUCUCCCAUCAUUGGAAAUUUUGCACUUAUCAUUCUCAUCACGUUCUCUUUUUCUUUCACCCUUUUGCCUCACUUAUUCUUACCUCUACAUAGCCCAGAAAAUGUUUCGGUUAUACCCUUUUAAAAAGUUUCUGCAAAUUUAUUCACAAAAUCCAAUUAAAAGUCCCACCCUUUAAAACAUGUAAUCCCAAGAUUUUUCUGGGAAAAACCUCCCAUGUGUUCAAAUUCACAGCUUGUUCUUUAAAACCCAUUUGUCCGAUCAUCAUUUUAUUGUAAUUGUGAUCAUCGAAUUGUUGUAAACUGUGUAAAAUGCCACCAGAUUGAUUUCUUUAAUUUUAAUUUUUUGGAUUGCUUUAGGAAGGAAUAAUUUGACUUCCAUGUAAUGUACUGUACUUUUUAUGAUGUUUUGGUGAGAGGGAAAUUUUUUUUUUCUCCGUUUUGGGUUUUCUGUUGUUGCUGUAAUUUAGAGAUUUUUUAUGGAGAGCAGCGAAGGAGGGGAUGAUCAAGGUUCUGGAUGGUUGCAAGUUAAAAAGAAGCAUAGAGGCAGUUCAAAGUUCUCUGUACAUGGUUGGGUUGGAGGACUCUCUGCCAAACAAAGUUCUCAUAAUCCAGAGGGUCAUUCAUUGAAGGUAAAAUUUGACAAUCGUAGAAAUGGUGGCCAGUCUUCAAAAGCAAGUACAGAUAAUUUUAUUGUUGACCCAGGUUUAAGGGACAAAAAUUCUUGUCUUAAAGCUGGAGUUGUUCAGAGGCGGUCUCAAGGAGCUGAUUGUAAUGAUUCUCUGACAAGGAAUUCUGAUGUUCUUCCAAAAAUCAAGUGGGGAGAUUUGGAUGAAAAAGCUUUGCUCUUGCACCAGGAAAAGGCUGUUGGAUCUGAGAUGAAGUUUGGUAGGACUGAAUGUCUAACAAUAGAUCGUGCAGAAUUUCAGAAAGUUGAUAAUUCCAUGCCAUGCUCUUCUUCUGAUCAGAAGGAAAAUAAUCUUGUCGCAAAAAAUUUAGAUGAAAAUCAUCUUGUUGUGGCACCUGAUGCAUUGUUGCCUAGGACAAAGUCUCUGGGAAACAACUGUAAAGAGGUGAAUGAAUUGAAAGUGACUUCAGAAGAUGUGAGAUCGUUAUUAAAUACUGAAAGUGUAAUCGACCCAAAUGGUUCCGCCCCAGAUUCCAGGGAUAACACUGGACUUAAGCUGGUGAAAAGUCUUGAUACCCAUUUUCAGUCAAAUGAAAAUCAUUCAUCUGUUGCAACUGACGUGCAUUUGACACCUGCUGUUGGACAUGAAGCUGGAUGUUCUAAAGUUACUGAACUACCUCUUGUUGAUGUGAGUUCAAAAUUGUUAGUGACUUUGCUGGAUUCUACUUCACUGAGAGUGGGUGGUGCUGGAAUGUUCACCACUCAAAGUCUCUCUGCAGAUAAGAAUUGGUGUUCACAUACUGAAGAGGCUCUCAUGAGUCCUGCACUUGGUGUCACACAGGAAGCAGGUUGUUCUAAUGUUUCUGAAGAUAGUGUUAUUGACAUCAUGCCGGACAUGGUAUCUCAUGAAUAUUCACAGACAACAUCAUUUGAAAAUACUCAGCCUGAAACAACUGCAGAAUCUAUUGCUCUAAGCUCUUUUGGAAACUCAGAGUCUCCAACAGUUGAUGGUGUUCUUGUUGACUUAGAUAAAACUGAAAUCAUGGACUUUUCUGAUGCAAAUGGAGAUGAAAGCAAAGAACGGUUCAGGGAACGCCUUUGGUGCUUUCUCUUUGAGAAUCUUAAUAGGGCCAUAGAUGAACUCUAUCUUCUUUGUGAAUUAGAGUGUGAUUUGGAGCAGAUGAAAGAGGCCAUUCUUGUUCUUGAGGAAGCCGCAUCUGAUUUUAGAGAACUGAACUCUAGGGUGGAGGAAUUUGAGAAAGUAAAGAAAUCCUCAUCUCAUAUACUUGAUGGGGCACCAUUAAAUAUGAAGUCUGAUCAUCGCAGGCCACAUGCGCUUUCAUGGGAGGUACGUCGAAUGACAACUUCCCCAAGGAGGGCAGAGAUACUUUCUUCUUCUCUUGAGGCAUUCAGGAAAAUUCAGCAAGAAAGAGCUAGUGCACGUGUUGGCAAUGCUGAAAAAGUGAAACCUGAUUGUGAUAGUGGCUAUUACAGAUGCAGAGAUAUCAUGGAGGGGGAUAAUGGUGAAAUUGACACCAGAAGUAAUGUUGAAGAAUCAGUUCUGAAGCCAAGAAAGCGGCAUGGAGCUUCUGAUCUUUCAAGAGGGAACUCAAGUAAAGAAAAAAGAACUAUCGACUCAAAUAGGUGUAAUUCUAGCGGGUCUAGGUUGCCUGUUAAAGGAGAUUCUGCUUGUGCAGGCAGUGGAAAGAACAAGCGGGAGCUUAUUGGAGCUCCCUGUGAAAUUGAUCAAGUACUUCCUAAGAAAGACAAGAAGCCCUCAGAAUCUAUGACUGAUAAAAAUUCAAAAUCUGUUGAUACCCUGAAAAAGCAAAUUCCUUUGUCUGAAAGGGAGAAGGAAAAGAGAAAUGGAAAUUUAUGGAAAUCCAUGGAUGCAUGGAAGGAAAAGAGGAACUGGGAAGACAUACUUGGACCUCCACAUCGCGUUUCUUCGCGUUUCUCACAUUCACCUGGUAUGAGCAGGAAAAGCGCUGAGAGGGCACGGGUAUUGCACGAUAAACUUAUGUCUCCUGACAAAAAGAAAAAAUCUGCUCUAGAUCUGAAAAAAGAAGCAGAAGAGAAGCAUGCACGGGCUAUGAGGAUACGAAAUGAACUUGAGAGCGAGAGAGUUCAAAGGCUUCAGCGGACCUCGGAAAAACUGAAUCGUGUCAAUGAGUACCAGGCUGAACGUAACAUGAAGUUAAGAGAGGUAAUGUAUGCCCGCCACCAGCGCGGUGAAUCCAGGCAUGAAGCUUUUCUUGCUCAAGUAGUGAGAAGAGCUAAUGAUGAGAGUAGUAAAGUUAAUGAGGUGCGCUUCAUUACUUCAUUGAAUGAAGAAAAUAAAAAGCUUAUGCUGCGUCAAAAGUUACAUGAUUCAGAGUUGAGAAGGGCUGAGAAGCUUCAAUUGCUGAAAACUAAACAAAAAGAAGAUAUGGCAAGGGAAGAAGCUGUUUUAGAGCGCAAGAAGCUUCUUGAGGCAGAAAAAAUGCAACGUAUUGCAGACAUACAACGGAAAAAGGAAGAGGCACAAGUAAGAAGGGAAGAAGAACGUAAAGCAUCUAGUGCGGCACGUGAAGCAAAGGCCAUGGAACAGAUGCGAAGAAAAGAGGUUAGGGCUAAAGCUCAACAGGAGGAAGCUGAACUCUUGGCCCAGAAAUUGGCUGAAAGACUUAGUGAAAGCGAACAGCGUCGCAAGUUUUAUUUGGAGCAAAUAAGGGAAAGAGCUUCUAUGGAUUUCAGGGAUCAAACUUCACCUUUCUUUCGUCGGUCCUUGAAUAAGGACAAUCAGGGUAGAUCUACACCAAACAAUAAUGGUGAAGAUUGGCAAGCUAACGGCACCAGUAAUUCAGGAAGCUGUGCUCUUCUAACAGGCAAUACGCAAUCACAACAUUCGCUGAAGCGAAGGGUCAAAAAAAUUCGCCAGAAACUUAUGGCUUUAAAGCAUGAAUUUGUGGAGCCAUCAGUUAGUCCCGAAGUUGCUGGUAUUGGAUACAGAGCUGCGGUAGGAACGGCAAGGGCAAAAAUUGCAAGAUGGCUUCAGGAACUUCAAAAGCUUCGGCAAGCAAGAAAAGAAGGUGCUGGAAGUUUUGGUCUUAUAACCGCCGAAAUAAUUAAGUUCUUGGAGGGAAGGGAUACUGAGCUGCAGGCUUGUCGCCAAGCUGGUCUACUUGAUUUUAUUGCCUCUGCUCUUCCUGCCUCUCACACAUCAAAACCUGAAGCCUGCCAGGUUACAUUGUGCCUUUUAAGGCUUCUUAGGGUAGUCUUAACAGUGCCUGGUAAUCGAAGUUAUUUUCUUUCACAGAAUCUCUUACCACCUAUAAUCCCCAUGUUGGCUGCAGCACUUGAGAAUUAUAUUAAAAUUGCAGCAUCAGCAAAUAUUCCUGGUUCCACAAGCUUGAUGUUGAGUAAAUCAUCAAGUGGUAAUCUGGAGUCCGUAUGUGAAAUUUUGGAUGGUUUUCUUUGGACUGUUGCUACAAUUAUGGGUCAUGUAAGCUCUGAUGAACGUCAAAUCCAGAUGCGAGAUGGUUUAUUAGAGCUUGUGAUCGCAUACCAGGUUAUUCAUCGGCUGCGGGACCUUUUUGCUCUUUAUGAUAGGCCCCAUAUAGAAGGCUCACCCUUUCCUUCUUCCAUCCUCCUUAGCAUUAACCUAUUGGCAGUUCUGACAUCCAGAUGUAGAAAAGGAUCUUCAAUAGACUGGGAAUCGUUUCCUAGGGAGAUGAUGUGCAUAAGUGGGAGUGUAGGGGUGAAAGUGGCUGAGGCUGUAGUUUUGAAAGGGUUACCUGAUGUACCAGAAGAUAAGCCACUUGAUGCAUUGCUUGAUGGUGGUGGUUCAUCAGACAAAAGGGAUAAUUUUGGUGUAGUCGAAUCUAUUAACACUAAGACAGAUGUUAUAGAUGUUAAGGAUGAGUCCCCAAGCAUCCAGUGUGAUGAUAAUACUAAUAGUCCUGUUUCUUUAAAGGAGGAAGAGAAGUCAACAAUUAUGGUUACCGAACAAAAGGACGAAAUCAGAUCUAAUAUGAAACAACCCGUAGCAUUUCUCCUUUCUGCAAUAUCUGAAACUGGGUUGGUCUGCCUACCUUCCAUGUUGACAGCUGUGCUUUUGCAGGCCAACAACAAAUUAUCUUCUGAACAGGUUUCAUAUGUUCUUCCUUCCAAUUUUGAGGAAGUGGCAACUGCGGUACUAAAGGUGUUGAAUAAUUUGGCACUAAUUGAUGUAACUUUCAUCCAGAGUAUGCUAGCCAGACCAGAUCUGAAAAUGGAAUUUUUUCACUUGAUGAGCUUUCUUCUUUCUCAUUGCACAAGCAAAUGGGGAGUGGCUACCGAUCAGAUUGGUCAAUUGCUGGUGGAAUCUUUGUUGCUUCUUGGUUACUUUUCACUUUUCCACUCCGAGAAUCAAGCUGUCCUUCGCUGGGGAAAGAGCCCUACCAUUCUUCACAAGGUGUGCGACUUGCCAUUUGUUUUCUUCAGUGAUCUCGAGUUUAUGCCAAUCUUGGCUGGCACACUGGUUGCUGCCUGCUUUGGAUGUGAGCAGAACAAGACUGUUGUUCUUCAAGAACUCAGCACAGAUAUGCUCAUUUCCUUGCUCAAGUCCUGCAGAAACAGUUCGCCAGCUCCUGCUGAAUCUAUUGCAGUGCUAGAUAACACUCCGGAUGAAGCUGGUGAAUCUAAUCACUUGGGUCCUGAGUGUAGAAAAUCUCAAGUUGACACUCCUCCUCAGAGAUCUCAGCGCCCCAAUAACCGCAAUGCUCGGACUCUGUCCCAGAAAGGUGGACCUUCAAACAAUAUUAAAACUAUUAAGAUGCGGAUUCAAAGAGAGAGUAGAGUCGGGAAGCUUUCUGAAGAAACAGGCCAAAAGCACAACCCAUACACAAGUGAAACUUCUGCUGCAAUGUUGCACUGUAGAUUUCCUGAAAGAUUUAUUGAUAGAGCGGAGCAGUUCUUCUCUGCAGAAUGCACCAAUUAUUCCUUGCACCCAUGAGUUACACUGCCAAGAAUUUUUUUGGUUCGUGUCCUCUUUUUUAUAAGAUCAGCUGCAGAGCUAAAGUGGAGAAUACAGCAGGAUUUGGCAGAUCGUUAACGUUAUGGGAGAUGAUUGUCAUCUCCAAUUGCAAUUUUGGUUGUAAGGCACAUCUUUUACAGCCUUUUGACAGUCUUGCAUACGAGUUCUUUUGAAGUCCUACUUAAUGCAACACAGGUUUAACUUGGUUUUCAGUUGAAUGGCGACAUAUAUUGACACCAGGCAAGUUUAUCAUAAAACUCGGAAUACAGGCAAUAAAUGUGCUAGUUCGUUGUAUUAUCUUGGCAGAAAUUUUGCAGUUGAUCCUUGCAUCUAAAUGCCACUCUCUCCAUUUUAACUCA